AUGGAUCGGUUUGCCAAGCUAGACAAGUAUUUGAUGGUUUUGAUUGAAGACAUUAUGCGAAAACAACAAGUAGCAAGGAUUUCUAUUUUGGGGCACAUCAUUAGGCGAUUAAAUAAACGGAGAAAGAGAAGACGAUUGCAAAAUGUUCUCCGAUACAGCAUCCUAGACCGAAUGCCUGCUCAAAUUAGACACAUGAAUCGACUUGUGCGUGUUAGCGAUACUGACUGUCUCGUUAACCUCCGGAUGGACCGAAAUGCUUUCGGUAGGUUGUGUGGUAUUUUCCGACAGCUUGGUAUAAUACGCGACAAACGGUUCUUGUGUAUCGAGGAGCAAGUUGCCAUCUUCCUUGGCGUCUUAGCACAUCACAAGAAAAACCGUAUUGUCCGUUUCAACUUUUUGAGGUCGGGCCACACGGUCUCCAAAUAUGUUCACGAGGUUAUGGCAGCGGUCAUAAAGUUGCACAAUAAAUUCCUUGUCAAGCCUGAGCCGAUCAAUGCAGGUUGUGUCGAUUGGAGGUGGAAGCAUUUUCAGGGUUGUCUCGGUGCGCUUGAUGGAACCUUUAUCAAUGUGUUAGUCCGAGGAGAACACAAACCAAAAUUCAGGAAUAGGAAGGGCCAAAUAACCACAAACACUUUAGCUGCGUGUGACAGGCACAUGCGUUUCACCUACGUCUUGCCAGGGUGGGAAGGUUCUGCAGGAGAUGCUCGUGUUUUGAGGAACGCCAUUACUCGACCUAAUGGCUUCAGAGUGCCUAUUGGAAACUAUUACCUUUGCGACAAUUGCUACGCCAAUAGCCUUGGAUUUCUUACCCCAUACCGAGGCGUGAGGUACCACUUGAAAGAAUGGGGGCCAGAUGCUAUUCGGCCUCAGAAUCCUAUUGAGUUGUACAAUAUGCGACACACCAAGGCUAGAAACGUUAUUGAAAGGGCCUUCGCUGUUCUUAAGAUGCGAUGGGGAAUUUUAAGGAGUGCAUCAUUUUACCCGAUCAAAGUUCAAGUUCGUCUCAUCAUGUGUUGCUUCCUACUCCAUAAUUAUGUGCGGGGCGAGAUGGCAGUAGAUCCAUUAGAUGACUUGAUUAACACUUGGACUGGCGAUGGGAGUGCUGCAGAUGAGUUAAAUGCAAACGACUACGUCGAUGGAAUAGAGGCCACUACUGACUGGAACCGAUUUAGAGAUGAUCUAGCACAGAAAAUGUGGACAGAGGUAUGGAUUAAUGUAGAUCUCAAUAACUAG
Molecule: messenger RNA, 1233 nt
Organism: Salvia hispanica
Lineage: Eukaryota; Viridiplantae; Streptophyta; Magnoliopsida; Lamiales; Lamiaceae
Source: RefSeq, a predicted model, not a curated record